Messenger RNA from Penicillium angulare, 1521 nucleotides. RefSeq names its product MFS transporter. The record is from RefSeq and is a predicted model, not a curated record. Bases 1 to 1521 code for a protein of 506 amino acids. The transcript is spliced from 4 exons. Gene Ontology annotation, cellular component: membrane. NCBI's taxonomy places the organism in Eukaryota, Fungi, Ascomycota, Eurotiomycetes, Eurotiales, Aspergillaceae. Gene Ontology annotation, molecular function: transmembrane transporter activity. Gene Ontology annotation, biological process: transmembrane transport.
AUGUCACAUGGUCAUAUUGACGAGGAGGAGAAGGGGAAAUUGGAGGAGAAAUUUAUCGAGUCUGUUGCCUUACCUGGAUUUUCUGAUGAGGAUGCCGACAUUCUCUUUCGAUAUGAAGGCACCAAAGGAAAGGAAGUGAUUCGAAAGAUUGACUUCCAUCUACUUCCUGUCCUCGCCUUUCUUUACCUUUGCUCUCAUGUUGAUCGCAACAACAUGGGAAAUGCCAAAAUUGAAGGAAUGAAUGAUGACUUGGGCUUGGUUGGGAACCAGUAUAACAUUGCAAGUACUCUUUUCUUUGUGCCUUAUAUCAUAUUCGAAAUUCCGUCAAAUAUUGUUUUGAAGAAAACGCGUCCAAGUCUUUGGCUGUCACUCCAAGUCGUCGCUUGGGGAAUAGUAAUGGCUUGUAUGGGGGCAGUAAAGGGGUUUGCAAGCCUUACAGUUUGUCGGGUAUUUCUAGGCAUUUGCGAAGCAGGGUUCUUUCCCGGUGCAGUGUAUUUGGUUACUCAAUGGUAUCCGCCACAUGAAAUCCAACAACGCCUCGCCCUUUUAUAUACCGCGUCAGCCAUUUCUGGGGCAUUUAGUGGUCUUCUAGCCUAUGGUAUUGCUAACAUGGGGGGUCUUCAAAAUAUCGCCGGAUGGCGUUGGAUUUUCAUUCUUGAAGGCUUAGUCCCGGUAGCAUUCGGUCUAGCUCUACCAUUUUUGCUCCCAGAUGGCCCAGGGAAAGUUAAAUGGUUGACACCAGAGGAACAAAGAUUCAUUGAUCUGCGAUUCCGACAAGCUGGUGCUCGAUCUGCCGAGGGUGAGGGUGAUCAAUUUUCAUGGUCAAUGCUUCUCGGCACGAUGCUUGACUGGAAGAUACUUCUUGCUGUGGUGUUGGCCAUGGUAAAUGCAGCUCCGAAUGCAGCAUUCUCUUACACCAUGCCAACAAUUAUCAACAAGCUGGGGUUUGAAGCAUCUAAAGCACAACUUUUGACUAUCCCGCCCUAUUUCUGUGGUGCUGUCUCAAGUUGGCUCAGUGGCCGCCUUGCCGAUCGUUUCAGUUGGCGAUUCCCCUUUAUCGUUGCGCCGAUGAUUGUGAUGCUUAUCUCUUUCAUUAUGCUUUUCGUUCUUUCCGCAAACAUUGAGCAAUACAAAGCUCCGAUGUAUUUCGCAAUUAUAUUGGCUCAGAUUGGUAUCUAUCCAUUGCUUCCGGGUAUCUCGGCCUGGACUGGAAACAAUCUGCCCCAAUCUUGGAAACGAUCAAUUGGAAUAGCUUGGCUACUGGCUGCUGGAAAUACAGGAAGUUUCAUUGGCACAAAUGUCUUUCUUGAAUGGCAGGCACCGCACUAUACUAUUGGAUACGGUGUAUCAAUCGGAAUAAUUGUGUUAGGAAUAGUUACUUGCUGUAUACUUGAGUUUUUCCUUUGGCGUCUGAACAAGGUCAAGAGGUCUAUUCCAGAAAGUCAGACUCGAGAACAAUUUACGCCAGACAAACUCGUUGCAAUGGGGGAGAAGAGCCCUCUUUACAUCUAUACACUGUAA